UUCUGCUUGUGUCUGUCUCUGUAUAAUACUGUUUCAGUUUUCAGAUCCUAGUUCUGGGUUGAGGUCAGUGAAGACAAAAUGCACAUAAUAACUCAAAGUUGUGUAUUGUUUUUGUGGAUGCAUUUACUGACUUUUGUGGAAAGUGAAGAUUGCACGCUUCAGCAGUUUUUAAAUGGUGAACUCUACGAUUCCAAUUUUGACACAUCGGGUCUGCAGGCCAGUUACCCCAGUGGGAAGCAACUGAGAAUCAACUGCAAUAUUGGCCACACUGGCUUUUUCAAACUCAUCUGUGCUGACGGAAAAUGGGCAAGUCGUGGUUCUAGAUGUCAACCAAGAUCAUGUGGCCAUCCUGGUGAUGCCCAGUUUGCAGAUUUUCAACUGGACAAAGGAGAUGAUUUUGUCUUCGGGUCGGAGGUGGUGUACACCUGCCACAAAGGUUAUCAAAUGAUCAGUCGGAAUAAUGUGCUUCGUUGCAUGGCCGAGGGCUGGGAUGGUGUUGUCCCUGUCUGUGAAGCUCUACAGUGUCCAGUGAUUCGUGUGCCAAAUAAUGUUCAAGUCACUGGGGAUCCGGAACAAGCAAAUUAUGGCAAUGUAGUUCGCUUCAACUGCAAGAACGGCAAUGAAGUCUUAAAUGGCACAGCAGAGAUUUACUGUGAUGAAAAUGGAGAGUGGAACAGCCAACCUCCGACAUGUGACGAAAUAAAAUGUUUCGCACCUGAGAUCCGUCACGGCAAGGUACUUGGAAAUGUCAUCGAAUACAAGGAAAAUGAUAUCUUGAAUUUUGAAUGCGAUACCGGUUACCAAAAAUCUGAUGUCAGAGCCUCAACAUGCCUUAAACAAGGAAGGAGAGCAGAAUGGAGCCCUAUGCCCAUGUGUGAACGGGUAAAAUGUAAACUACCGCCACCGUUUGGAGGAUCCACCUACAAGCCAUCCUCUAAGGACACCUUUUUACCUGGUGAAUCUGUAACAAUCACAUGUGGAGAAAGGUACUGGGUCGGUCAAAGGCAGGAAACAGCAGUAUCUAAAUGCCUGAACACUGGGAAAUGGGACAUAGAACCACUGUGCAAAGAGGUGACCUGCAGUCCAUAUGACCCACAUGCAACUUUCUGGAGAAGGUAUUGGAAUUAUAAAAUAACACUGAAUGAAACUCUGGGAUAUACGUGUCAUUCAGACUACAAAAAACCACGUGGAGUCUCCCAGGCCAUGUGUACCAGACAGGGGUGGUCACCAAAUCCACUCUGUGAAGUGAAAACAUGCAACAGACGUGAUGAACCAAAUGCAGACAUUGUCUCAGGAAUCAAACCCGAAUACGCCAUCAAUGAAGAGGUUGAAUACAUCUGCAAAGGAGGUUACGAAGGACGUUUUAAGCUGCGAUGUGGGGAUAAUCGUUGGCACGGGAGCCGGUAUUGUACAGAGAAAGGAUGUCCAAGUCUUCAAAUCCCAGAUGCAUACAUUAGUUAUAAUCGGAGGUCCUCAUACUGGCCAGGUGAAAGGGUCGAGUAUACAUGUUCACGUAACCAAAAAAUUUUAACUCUCGAAUGUCAUUAUGGGAAAUGGAACGGUCCUCAAAGCUGUUCAGACUCGGCACAAUGUGGAAGCCCUUCGAUUCCAUAUGGAUUUGCAGUUGGCCCAUACAAUAGGACACAGUAUUACUACACCUGUAAUCAUGGAUAUAAGCUCAUCACCAAAGGCUGGUGGGGUGAAGCUCGGUGUGAAAAUGGCCGGUGGACUAGAAUUGAAGACUGCGUCGAUGCCAAUAACUGUGGGCCGAUUCCUAAGAUCCCAAAUGGAAAUAUGAUCUCAGAGCAAAAACUUUAUCAGCCCGACAGCCGUGUCCAGAUUACAUGUGUGAGCGGUUACACAGCUCAAGCUAGGUACAUAUAUUGUAAGAAGGGAAAGUGGUAUGCACGAGGAUUAAAACACCGCGAGAUCUGUACAAGUGAUGCCAAAUAUUGCAGUACCCCACCUAAAGUUGCAAAUGCAGUUGUUUUAACUUCAUAUCAGAAGGAAUACCCGUCUAACUUUGUAGUAAUUUAUCAGUGCCGUAGUAAUUUCGCAAUGGUAGGGGAAAACCAGAUUAAAUGCAUAGAUGGGGAAUGGAGCGCCAUGGACAUUAAAUGUACUGACAGCUGUGAUAGGCCCGAGGAUAAGAUGCAGACAAUGACUUUCACUGAGGACAAACAGACAUAUAUGAAUGGGGAGAGGAUCGAGUACCAGUGUGUCCCACCAAGUUUAAAACCUGGGGGUCAUGCAGUGUGCGUCAAUGGCAAAUGGAGUGAAACAAUAGAAUGCAAAGUUUCAGACACAGUUACACCAGCACGAGAAACAGAAGCAGUGGAAAGACUCAGUUCCUCGUCAAAUCCAAACAAUAUCACUGUGUUCCAUAGACAAUCAUCUUCUUUUUCUGGAGCUCGACAGUGUCCGGUGAUUCGUGUGCCAAAUAAUGUUCAAGUCACUGGGGAUCCGGAACAAGCAAAUUUUGGCAAUGUAGUUCGCUUCAGGUGCAAGAACAGCAGCAAAGUCUUAAAUGGCACAGCAGAGAUUUACUGUGAAAUAAAAUGUUUCACACCUGAGAUCCAUCACAGCAAGGUACUUGGAAAUGUCAUCGAAUACAAGGAAAAUGAUAUCUUGAAUUUUGAAUGCGAUACCGGUUACCAAAAAUCUGAUGUCAGAGCCUCAACAUGCCUUAAACAAGGAAGGAGAGCAAAGUGGAGCCCUAUGCCCAUGUGUGAACGGGUAAAAUGUAAACUACCGCCACCGUUUGGAGGACCCACCUACAAGCCAUCCUCUAAGGACACCUUUUUACCUGGUGAAUCUGUAACAAUCACAUGUGGAGAAAGGUACUGGGUCGGUCAAAGGCAGGAAACAGCAGUAUCUACAUGCCUGAACACUGGGAAAUGGGACAUAGAACCACUGUGCAAAGAGGUGACCUGCAGUCCAUAUGACCCACAUGUGGCUUCCUGGAGUUGGUAUCGGCAUUAUAAAAUAACACUGAAUGAAACUCUGGGAUAUAUGUGUUGAUCAGGGUACAGACAGCCACGUGGAGUCUUCCAGGCCAUGUGUACCAGACAGGGGUGGUCACCAAAUCCACUCUGUGAAGUGAUAACAUGCAACAGACGCGAUGAACCAAAUGCAGACAUCAUCUCAGGAAUCAAACCAAUAUACGUCUUCGAUGAAGAUGUUGAAUACGCCUGCAAAGGAGGUUUUGAAGGCCGUUAUACGCUACGAUGUGGGGAUAGAUAUUGGUACGGGAAGCAGUAUUGUACAGAGAAGGGAUGUGAAAGUCCUCACAUCCCAGAUGCAUACAUUAGUUAUGGUCAGAGGUCCUCUUACCGGCCAGGUGACCAAGUCCAGUAUACAUGUUCACGUAACCAAAAAAUUUUAACUCUCGAAUGUCGUUAUGGGAAAUGGGACAGUCCUCAGAGCUGUUCAGACUCGGCACAAUAUGGAAGCCCUUCAAUUCCACAUGGAUUUGCAGUUGGCCCAUACAAUAAGACGCAGUAUUACUACACCUGUAAUUAUGGAUACAAGCUCAUCUCCAAAGGCUGGUGGGGUGAAGCUCGGUGUGAAAAUGGCCAGUGGACUGGAAUUGAAGACUGCAUCGAUGUCAAUACCUGUGGGCCGAUUCCUAAGAUCCCAAAUGGAAAUAUGAUCUCAGAGCAAAAACUUUAUCAGCCCGACAGCCGCGUCCAGAUUACAUGUGUGAGCGGUUACACAGCUCAAGCUAGGUACAUAAAUUGUAACAGGGGAAAAUGGUAUGCACGAGGAUUAAAACACUACGAGAUCUGUACAAGUGAUGCCAAAUAUUGCAGUACCCCACCUAAAGUUGCAAAUGCAGUUGUUUUAACUUCAUAUCAGAAGGAAUACCCGUCUAACUUUGUAGUAAUUUAUCAGUGCCGUAGUAAUUUCACAAUGGUAGGGAAAAAACAGAUUAAAUGCAUAGAUGGGGAAUGGAGCGCCAUGGACAUUAAAUGUACUGACAGCUGUGAUAGGCCCGAGGAUAAGAUGCAGACAAUGACUUUCACUGAGGACAAACAGACAUAUAUGAAUGGGGAGAGGAUCGAGUACCAGUGUGUCCCACCAAGUUUAAAACCUGGGGGUCAUGCAGUGUGCGUCAAUGGCAAAUGGAGUGAAACAAUAGAAUGCAAAGUGAAACCCUGCGUACUUCCUGAUGAUACGCCCAAUGGUUAUUAUGAAAUAACCGUUGGCGCUGACUUUGUUUUUGGAGCAACUAUCAAAUACUUUUGUAAUGAAGGGUAUCAAAUGAUAAGUAAGGAAAGUACUCGAACUUGUGGCCUGGAAGGAUGGUCGAAUCAUUUGCCAAUAUGUGAACCUUUGAGUUGUGACCCCCCACCAACAGAUGUAAACGUUACAGUACACGGUUUACCAGAAAAUGAAGGUGCCAUUCUUCCUGAUCGCUUCCUCACAUUUAGCUGCAAUCAUCCUGGGAUGCGUCUGAACGGAAGCUCAAGGCUAAUAUGUGGAACGGAUGGAAAGUGGGAUCAUGACUUCCCCUCUUGUGAAGAUGUCACUUGUGAACUUCCUCGGAUACCCCGACAUCUUGUCAUAAAGGAACUACCACCAGCAAAUGAAACAAUGAAGGUGGGACACAGGCUGGAGUUUUGGUGCGAUACUGAGAAUCCAUCACAGGGGACGAGGGAGAUUACAUGUCUACAAAGUGGACAGUGGAGUGGCAAUUUUCCCACUUGUUCUGGUACUUUGGACUGUGGAACCCCACCACACCUUACAGACGGCGACAUAAAGGGUACUGUCCGUUCCACCUACAAACAUGGUGAAAGAGUAGAAUAUAUGUGUCAGAAUGUUUACAAGAUGGAGGGAGGGCCUUACAAAACCUGCCGUGACAGUGAAUGGAUUGGAGACAUAAGAUGCAUCCAACCCUGCACUGUGAAUAGAGCGCUCAUGGAGAGUCAUAAUAUUAAGUUUAAAUACAGACGUGAUAAUAAACUAUAUGCACCACAUGGUGACAGAAUCACAUUUUCAUGCGUCGCAGGAACAAGACAUGAUGGUCUUCUGGACAUGGUUCAGUUUUGUAAUGAGGGUGUGAUGAAUUUGCCCACUUGCCUUUCAUCAUUUCAAGUAGAAAUAAUAAACAGAAAAUGACAGAAAUGUAAAUAAUUGGCAAGAGCAUAG
Sphaeramia orbicularis (orbiculate cardinalfish) is the source of this 5151-nucleotide messenger RNA. Its product is annotated as complement factor H-like. The transcript is spliced from 31 exons. The record is from RefSeq and is a predicted model, not a curated record. NCBI's taxonomy places the organism in Eukaryota, Metazoa, Chordata, Actinopteri, Kurtiformes, Apogonidae.